AUGGCAUCUGUUUAUACAACUUUAGCAAUUAUAGUAAUGAUUUAUAUGUCUCCUGUUCUGAUACCAGCACUGUUUUUGGUGGGGGUACUGUAUGAUUUUUUCAAUUCAGAACUGCCACCUGGGAUUGACCAACCUCUAAAGCUCCGUUUUUUCCACUCCUUGAUGAUUUCAGCCAUGAUCGCGGGAAAGGUUUUGCAGAAGGUGGGGAUCUGCAAUGAUUUAACUGUAUUGCGAAUACUGCUCGAUGGAAUACCCCCCUGGAGAGACUCCAAACUGCUUAUCAAAGAUCUCAAAGUAGAUGAGGUACCCCUGAGGAUUUAUCAGCCCAAAAGCCCACCCACUGGCAAAAGAAGAGGAAUUCUGUAUUUUCACGGAGGCGCUGGCACGUUUGGGAGCAUUAGAGCCUUUGAAAGAAUAUGCCGCUAUUUGGCCAAAAAAUGCAACUCAGUGGUUGUGUCUGUUGGGUACCGCUUGGCCCCAGAACACCCCUACCCAGGGCAGUAUUUCGACUGUCUCAACGCCACCUUGUACUUCAUGAGGAAUUUAGAGGAGUACCACGUGGACCCCACUCUCAUCAUCAUCAGUGGGGACAGCUGCGGGGCUAAUUUCGCCACCGUCGUUUGCCAGAUCCUGCUGAACGGCCGGGAUCUGCCAAAAGUGCGCGCUCAGGUCCUGCUGUACCCAGGGCUGCAGGGGCUGGAUUUUCAGCUGCCCUCCUACCAGCAGAACGCGUGGGUGCCCGUGUUGUACCGCAAGCUGGUCCUCUACUUCUGUUUCCGUUACCUCAACAAAGAGCCCACGGUGCUGAAAGACGUCCUGCGCAACUGCCACGUUUGUGAGAGCACGAGGCGCAAGUAUAAAAAGUGGGUGAGUGCUGACCUCAUUCCUGAUGAAUUCAAGGUUAGAGGCUACGUGCCCCCGGCGCCCGCCUCGUAUAAACCCGAAGUCCACGAAGCUGUCAAGGAGAUUUUAGCACUGACGUUUUCCCCACUUUUAGCUGAAGAUUCCGUCAUUUGCCAGCUCCCUGAGGCCUACAUUGUGACCUGUGAGUUUGAUGUGCUGAGGGACGAUGGGCUGUUAUACAAGAAGAGACUGGAGGACAAUGGUGUUCAAGUGACCUGGUAUCAUUCCAAGAGUGGCUUCCAUGGAAUUGUAGCCUUUUUUGGCUACGGGAUUUUUUCCUUUUUAUCUGGAAAAAAGAUAGUGGAUAGUCUGGUGAAUUAUAUAAACAGUUUAUAG
Molecule: messenger RNA, 1239 nt
Organism: Empidonax traillii (willow flycatcher)
Lineage: Eukaryota; Metazoa; Chordata; Aves; Passeriformes; Tyrannidae
Product: arylacetamide deacetylase-like 4
Exons: 4
Coding region: 1-1239 (412 amino acids)
Cellular component (GO): membrane
Molecular function (GO): carboxylic ester hydrolase activity
Source: RefSeq, a predicted model, not a curated record